This is a messenger RNA of Stomoxys calcitrans (stable fly), 4814 nucleotides long. RefSeq names its product serine-rich adhesin for platelets (gene jumu). The record is from RefSeq and is a predicted model, not a curated record. NCBI's taxonomy places the organism in Eukaryota, Metazoa, Arthropoda, Insecta, Diptera, Muscidae. Bases 539 to 3235 code for a protein of 898 amino acids. The transcript is spliced from 3 exons. Gene Ontology annotation, molecular function: DNA-binding transcription factor activity, RNA polymerase II-specific; transcription cis-regulatory region binding. Gene Ontology annotation, biological process: regulation of transcription by RNA polymerase II.
AAGAGAAGCACGCCGCGCGAUUUUCCAUUUGUUGUUGUUGUUGUAUUGUAUUGUACAACCAUACAACUGAAGGCGCGAGACGGUUAAGAAAUACCGGCAAUUUUUUUUUUGUGUCAAAUACAAAAGAGGUUGCGCGCAAAAAAAGAACGAACGGACAGUGUUUCUAAUCAAAAGAACGACCGAUAAAAAUUUGUGAAUUCCAACAAUUGGUAGUCGGCGAGUCUGGCAAAACAAAAUUUUGUAAUAAAAUAAUACCAAAGGAAAAGAAAAUAAAUAUAAAAAAUACAUGCAAUGCACGCACACACAUACAAGUUUUUGGUAGUGUGAUACAAGUAUAUGUAAAAAAUACCGCAAAUAAAAUAAAAAAAUACCAGUAACCAAAAUACAAAAAAUACAAGAUAGAAAAAAAUUAUUUUUUUUUUGCAAACCAACAUCAACUUCACAGUCGCAGCAAGUUUUUUAUUCCUCACAGUGAUUGAGCAGAUUUCUGGAAACAAAGAAAAGGAUUGUAGCAGUAGCAAGCAGGAGCAGCAAAAAAAUGUUUGAACUGGAAGAAUACUCAAGUGGAUUUCACGAUGGGUUCCUCAAUAAAUAUGCUGAUUCGUCUGGGCCCACCUUGGAUUUCUACAUUUCUGACUCACUACAAGAUAUGCUCGAUGUUGAUAUACGCAGCGAAGUGGCAAAUGUUGUGGGAAGUGGAAGCGAUUAUGAUACCUGCCUUGCAGAAUUGCCAUCAUCAUUUGAUCAUGGCAGUGAUGCACUUACGCUCAUCAAUGGCUCAAAUGGCAUGGGGGGCUCAAACAAAGAGGCAAAUAUUUUGUCUAGCUGGAAUUCUUCUGCGAGUACUUAUGGCUUGGGUUCUUCGAAUUCAUCAUCAUCGUGGUUUGGAGCCAAUAGCGAUUUUUUAGCUGAUGUUGGAGCCUGCGUUAAUCCUAUAUCAGUUAUGCCCCUCAUAUCAUCGUCACUGUUGCAUUUAUCGCCGAAAACGAAUUUGAAUGCCAACAGUUUAAGAAGUAACUCGCCACCACCUCCCUCGCCCAAUGUGAAUGACACUAAAUCGCAUUUAACCUUUUCACCAGCUCACAUCAAAAUCAGCGCCAACUCCAUACGCAAUGAACAGUUGACGUCUCAUAUACCAAAACAACAAAUAGUGGCUAUCUCAUCGUCAGUUACUUCAGCCACAACGGCGCCUGCGACAAUGGCCACAAAUUCGGCAUUGCAGCGCAAAAAUCCUGCCGUUGAGGCCAUCAAGAAGGAUUUGGGCUCCGAUUUGCGUAGGAUUACGAACGGAGGCUCCUCCAAUUCAUCAGCGACAAAUGAUGGUAUGGUUUUUAAGACAAAUGCCAUCGCUGUCACCGGAUCUACCUCAAAUACGAUUACCACCUAUGCCAAUGGUCGUAAUUCACCUGCCACCAAUAAUCAACAAAUUAUUACAACUGCCACAAGCAGUAGUUUAACGCCGGCAACAUCGUCGGUAUCUUCAUCGUCGUCGUCAUCAUCAUCAUCAUCCAGCACAAUAAAGUUGGGCCCCGGUAUUGGAGGCCUAACAUUUGCCAAUAACAUAACCUACAACAAAUUGAAACAACACACAACAUCUACAAAACUAAAUCAGGGAUCAACAACAAUCACUGCCAAUGGAGCGAUUGUGUUGAAACGCGAUCGCGAAUCUAGUCCUCUGCAAACCAUAACCACCAUAAAUGGCAGUAAUGGCCAACAUGUUACAAAGAUUUUGUCACGAAAUGGUGUUCAGACCUCAACCAGUUUUACCCCCAAGUCCAUAGCAUCUUCGGCUCAUAAUAGUUAUGUGCAACAGCAGCACCAUCAAAACAAUGGAAAUAACUCGCCCAGUGGUAGCCAGAACUCCUAUAGCCUCAGUGGUGGGGGUAUAAGUGUCUUUGGCUCAAACAGCAGCAAUGGUAACUUGUCGUCAUCAUCCUCGAGCAACAGCUCAUCCCCGCUCAGCAAUACAUCCAGUCCGAACCUGAUUGCCGUCAAACCUUUGCAACAAAAAAUCAAAUUAGCCCCCGUUGAGUCAGAUUUUCCAAAGCCCGCCUACUCGUAUUCAUGCCUCAUUGCAAUGGCUCUCAAGAACUCACGCAGCGGGUCACUGCCAGUCUCGGAGAUCUACAGUUUUAUGUGUGAACAUUUUCCUUAUUUCAAGACCGCACCCAGUGGUUGGAAGAAUAGUGUGCGGCACAAUUUGUCGUUGAAUAAAUGUUUUGAGAAAAUUGAAAAACCUCCCACCAAUGGUAAUCAGCGCAAAGGUUGCCUCUGGGCCAUGAAUCCCGAGCGCAUUACCAAAAUGGAUGAAGAAGUUCAAAAGUGGUCUCGCAAAGACCCCAUGGCCAUCCGCAAUGCCAUGGUUUGCCCGGAAAACUUGGAAGCCUUGGAGCGUGGGGAAAUGAAACAUGGCAGCAGUGGCGAUUCUGAUGCCGAAAUGGAUAGUCAGUCGGAAAUUGAAGAAGCUUCUGAUCUAGAGGAACAAGAACUCGAUGAGACUUUAGUUGAUAAUAUGCUUGUGGAGGAGGAUAUCGACGAUGAGUUGUUAAAUGCGGUAUCGAUAAAAACCGAAGAAGUUCAAUUGUCCGACAACGAAGAAGAAGUGGGAUGUGACAUUGUUGUGAAUCAUUUGGGAAAAUUACAACAUCAUCGUCGUGCCACACUCUCGUCGCCCAUCACAUUGUCCAGUAAGGGGACAACGUUAAACAGUGCUGGUGGUGGAGGUGGUCUAAGCGCAAUCUCCGAUAAUUUACAACGCGAUUUCGACAUUGAGGUUGAGGAUAUAUACGAUGCCAUCGAUAUAGACGAUGACAAGGAAGCCGUCCGUAUGGCCAUCAGUCAAUCGGAUAUCAUCGAACUUAGUCCUGCGGAUUAUAACAUUGCCAAUGGCGAAAAUCAUCAAUCACCGAAAAGAGCCAGAUUAAAUAUUAACUACUCCAUAGGACCCGCUGGCGAAAUAGAAAAACAAAUACAAAACCAACAACGUCAAAUCCAAAAUCAGUUGCAAAUGCAAAACAUCAAGAAAAUUGUCAAAGUUCAAAACAUACAAGAUCUGCAGCAUAUACAACAACAAUUGCAGCAGCAACAGAUUGUAGUGCAGACUAUUAGCUCGAAUGGAGGCAUACAGCAGCAGCAACAGCAACAAAAUGGGCAAUUUACCCAAAUCAUAGGUGGCUCAUUGAACGGCGAUAAUCAUAAUAGGCGAAAAAUGCAAUUGGUUAAUCGAAUAGCUUAAGAAAAGAGAAGCUAUGGGCAUUAUCAUUUUAAAACGUUCUAAACCUGGAGUAAAGGAAAAUUUGUUUGGAUAUUUAUCCGCGCCACACAUGCCAAGAACAGCAUCAGCAGCAUAGUGUUACCAAGGAGGCGGUGGUAUAGGCGGGCCCCAACACAUUCCUACUGGGUUGUUUUAUGUAUGUUUUUAAUAUCUAGAGUGAGAGUGUGUGCUAGAAUUUGCACUACACUCACUAAGGCAGCAGGUAAAACAGUAAAAAAGGAGUAGCAAGCUUAAGGAUUCCCAAUGAAAUCCUCCUCCAAAUCAUCUACCUGCUAACACAUGGGUUUAAAGUUUCAACUUUACACAAAAUACAAAAAAAAAAACAAAAAUACUUGGUAGUUUUAAUUGCUACAGAAUACGCUUAAGUAAUUUUAGGUUUAUUUUUAUAUAUACACUAAAAGUAAACUUUAAGAAACACAUCUUAUUUAUUCGUAUGUAUUUUUUUUAAAUUUUUUUAGAUUUACUAUAUUGGUUUUAUUUAAAUGAUAAUCGAACAUACCGCACCACAGUUUGUGAAUUGAGUAUUUGUUUUGAUUUGUUAUAGAUUAAACUACACCUAGCUAGCUGGGCCAUGAUGAUGGAUGGUACCAAGCCAAAAGAAAGCAAGCCACAAGGAACCUCUUAGAGGAAAUUUGUAUUUAGGCAAUUUUGAAAUCGAAACUUACAACGAUAAAUUACAUUUUGUUUUUUUUUUUUUUUUUGGAAAAUUCUGGCUGUAUAGAAUCAAGCCCAAUCAAGCUAACUAUUUUCAUAAUGUCUUCUUUUGCUUGCCAGCUAUCCUUGUUGUGGAUCAUGAUCCCUCCUAUCUUCCUAAAGCUAAACCUAAUACUGAAGUAAAUUUGUAAAUUUGUUUGUUUUGCUUUUUUUUUAUAGAUAGUUAGAAAUAUAUCAAAAUUAUGCUGUUUUAAAAUUAUGAUUUUUUUUGUUUAACUGCAUAGAAAAAACAAAUUUUUCAAUUAAAGAUUUAAUUGAAAAUUAAAAUGAAAGCAAUAGAAAAAUUAAUUGAUUCCAUUUAUUUUUUUUGUUGAUUGCAUUUUGUAUACCACCACAGAAAGUUUUUUAAUUAAAAUUCGAUUGUAAAAAAAUGAUUCUCUAAUUUUUAAAUUGAAUUCAUGGAAAACUUUCCAUUAAUAAAAGCAAUGAAAAGUUUCUUAAUAUAUUUUUUUGAAUUGAAUCAAUUAAAUCAAUUUCAAAAAUCAAUCAAAUUAAAUCAAUACAAAGUUUGAUUGAAAUUAAAAAAUAAUAAUCCUCUUAAUUGAGUCAACUAAAAAAUUAAUUGCAUAAAAAAUAUUUUUUUAAAAAUUUAAUUAAAAACAAAAAUGUAUGAAUUUUGUGCAUUUUCAGAGAAAAAAUCAAUCAAAAAUAAAUUAAAAAUAAAAAUGUAACCUAUUAAAAAAUUAAUUGAUUCAAUUAUUUUAAUUAAAUCUGAUAUUUUCAAUUAAUAAAUUAAUUAAAAAUUUGUAAUUAUAUUUCUAAUUGAAUCAAUUAAAAAUGCAUUUCAAUCACUUAUAGAAUUGAAUCAAUAAAAAUGUUGAAACCA